AUGCCUCGUGCCACCAGAAAGGAAUUGGUGGAAGAGCUCCUGAUGACCUUUGGCGAAACAGCUCCAAAACAGUGGAGCAUCAUGGAGAUCGAGAGUCGCCUCUUGGAACUCAAGGAAGCCAACGGGAUGGUCACCCAGAAAGGGAAGGUACGGCCACCGAUGCGCCAUGCCAUGAUCGAACUGAACAAGGCCAGCAAGAAGAAGGCCGACCUGGUGGACUACGUGAACAACAAGCUCAUGGUGAAGACCCGCGGCACCAAGACCAUUCAGGAGCUGCAGCGCUUGGGCACCAAGAAGAUCUACCAGACCACAGCCGCCUCUCCGGAGGAUCCUGUGGGGUUCGGGGAACACUGCAGUCUGCAGUACCACGAGCUUCUAGCCCAACACCCACAGUAUGCCAGCUGGGUCGUGAAGACCGCCACCGAGGGGGAAUGCGACUACCGCCUGGCCCGUCUGGCCAAUUGGCUCCAGAGCCCAGAGGCACAGCAUCCGAUGCCGACCUACAAGCAGACCUCCAGCGGCUACAAGAACACAUCGACGCCGGCCAGCGGCUCGAAUGGCAAGACCGAGAACAUGAUGAUGCAGAUGAUGCAGAUGAUGCACGCCCUCAAGGAGGACGUGGACAAUCUGAAAGCCGAGAGGCCUCACAAGAAGGUCGAAGCAUCCAGUGUCUCCGAGAUGACAGAGUCAUCAACAGGUUCUUUUGUCGACAGUGAGCUCUGGAGGGGCUCAUGGGAAGCCUUACCUGAGCAAAAAGUAAGACACUUGUCCCAUUGCAGUGACAGAUUGAUUUCGAAUGCCUUCGAGGCCCUGCUAUCACACCAGCGCAUAGAGCUGCUGGAAGUGGCAUGUUCGGCCGACAGCGUGCUGUCUCGCACCAUGCAACAAAAGAAAGGUGACGAGGGUGUGGGCAUUUGUGAACAGGCUAUUCAGGGUACCAAGACUCUCAUGAACAAAAUAGCUGAAGAUGACCCAGAAGUCACCGCAGCAGAAGCUUUGGCUGAAGCCACUAGGACCUUUAAUAGCCGAGAACUGAUCCGAGGCUAUUCGCCCAUCCAACAUGCCCUUGGCUGUGCGCCUGAUGCUACCGGGCGACUUUUCCCUUGCGGCCCCAGUGAAUGUCCAGAGCUGCUGGUAGAGAACGCCUCUGGCGAGAUGGAUCGCCAGCUCCAGCGAAUGCAAAGUGCGGAAAAGGCCUUCCUAGAAUGGACGGCAAGCCAGAGACUCCAAAAAGCCAAGAACUCAAAACCCAGAGAUGUCACCAACUAUGAGCCAGGAGACCUAGUGUAUGUGUGGAGAAAGCAAGUGAGCGGCCAAGCAGCCAUUAAAGGUGGCUCGUUUGUGGGGCCAGCCCGCAUCCUGGCGGUGGAGCAACAUCGCUCUCCCGACGGGACCCACAAGCAGGGCAGCUCAAUUUGGUGCGUCAGAGGGAGAAGACUUCUCAAGUGCUCCCCAGAGCAACUACGUCGAGCCUCCGAGCGGGAGGUCCUCUUAGAAGAACUCCAUGCCAAGCAAUAUGAUGACUGGGACUUUGAUAGAGUAGCCCAACAACUUGGAGGGAACGAGUUUCUGGAUGUGUCCACCGAAGCCAACAGGGCGAUCCAGGAGUCCAACUUCCAGGCCUACGCCUUCUACAUCUUCAGGGGCACCCGUGUCACAGAGGAAGUGUUUGCAGCCACCGAGUGCACCUUCUGGAUGGAUGAGACCGCGGCCGUGGCCGUGGAGGUUCCCAUGCCAGACACACGUGCUGGAUCUGAACGAGCUCUUCGAGAUCUCCCUUCUUACUUUGCCAGUAGCUUGAAGAAACGGUCAGCAGUUGAAGUCUGUGAGCGUCACCUAUCUGAGGAAGAGCGACAACAGUUCCGAUCUGCAAAGGCCGUGGAAGUGAGUAACUUCAUAGCUGCCAAGGCUUUUGAAGCCCUUCCAGAGAAACUUCGCCCAGCACGCGAACAAGCAGUGAAGAUGCGUUGGAUACUGACAUGGAAGCAGAAGGAGGAUGGCAGCCGAAAGGCAAAAGCCAGAGCCGUUCUUUUAGGAUACCAAGAUCCCUGCUAUGAACAGAGAGCAACGACUUCUCCAACCACGACUCGCCAGACCAGGCAACUGCAGAUGCAAUUAGCCGCUUCAUGUCGCCACAAGAUGCGAAAAGGUGAUGUGACAGGUGCUUUCCUGCAAAGCAGGCCAUACCCUGAUGACCUUUUUUGUAUACCAUGCCCAGAGAUCUGUGAAAAGAUGGGACUCCCAGCAGAGUCAAUCACAAAAGUGAAGAAAGCCUGCUAUGGCUUAGUUGAUGAGUCUGAGAAAACACAACUUCGGGCCUUGCUGGGAGGGGUCUCAUGGCACGCACAACAAGUAGCGCCACACUUCAGUGCUGAAGUCGGCUUGCUGUUGUCAGAGGUGAACAAGAGUACUACCGAGACCAUUUACAAGGCUAACAGAAUCUGCCGCAGCCCCGGAGCAGCAGAAGCAGCAGCAGCAAACAACGGAGAAGAUCUCCUCUUUUUUGCGAGAUUCCAACUGGCAGAAAUGAUGGGAGCUCAAGUCAAUGUGAGAGACAUCAACAGUGUCGUCAACCAGAUCAGUGGAUGCCUGGUUACGGACUCCAGGAAUGUGUACGACAAGUUAGAGACCGAGGUCUUGUCCGUAAAGGGCGCUGAGAAGAGAACAGACCUGGAGUUACUCUCCUUGAAAUCUGCCCAGAUUCGCAAUGCUGUGGAGAUUAGGUGGGUUCAUAGUGAAGCCCAGCUAUCAAAUGGACUGACCAAGAGCAACGAGCACAAGCAACUGCACCUGUUCUACCGCAUGGGCCACAAGUGGCGCAUAGUCGAAGAUGAAGAAAGAGCGUCAGCUCGGAAAAGGAAACUGCUAGGCCUGGAGCCUCUUGAAAACAGAAAGAGUCAAGGGCCAGAAAUCAAGCCUGAGACACCAUGGAAACCCACGGAAUGA
Cladocopium goreaui is the source of this 2946-nucleotide messenger RNA. NCBI's taxonomy places the organism in Eukaryota, Dinophyceae, Suessiales, Symbiodiniaceae. The record is from the annotation of a GenBank genome assembly.